ACGAAAGAUUUAAAAACUCUAAAAUCAAUGAUGAAGCAGUUUUUCAAAAACUUUAUCACUUUUUUAUACAUAUAUAAAUAGUGCUGAAUUUUUUUAAAUCUGUGCCUGAAAUAUAUUGCGUAUAUAUCAUACCAUUAAUUGUAUGAAUUUUAUCAAUAUGUGUACUUUAAUAGAAAGAAAUUCAAAAACACAGGAAAGUGGCAUAUGUCAAAUAAUAUUUGAAAUGUCAACCAGAAUUUUAAAACAUUUUUUGAAAUGUUCGUUUAUCCAAUUUCAUGUAAUAUUUGACAUAUUAAUAGAUUUAAUUUUUGGAUUAUAUUAUAAAAAUGAUAUACAAAAAGUUCCUCCAAUCAAGAAUAACUUAGUAUUAAUGAGCGCAUCAGAAUUGGCUGAAAAAAUCAGAACAAAAAAAAUAUCAUCAUUAGAAGUUGUAACGGCAUUUAUAGAAAGAGCAAAGGAAAUAAAUGAAAUAAUAAAUGCAGUUGUUGAAGAUAGAUAUUCUGAUGCUUUAGAAGAAGCUAAAGAAAUAGACAAACUUUUACAAUCAUUAGAAAAUUCUGAUUUAAUAAAAGAAAAAAAACCAUUUUUGGGUGUUCCUUUUACGACAAAAGAAAGCAAUGAAGCAAAAGGUAUGCUUCAUACAAUGGGUUUAAUAAGUAGACGUAAUUUUCGUUCUCAAGAAGAUGCAACAGCAAUACAUCUUAUAAAAGAUGUUGGUGGAAUUUUAAUAGCAAAAACAAAUAUUCCUGAACUAAAUUUAUGGACUGAAUCAAGAAACAAUUUAUAUGGACAAACAUGUAAUCCAUAUGAUACCACUAGAAAUGUUGGUGGAAGUAGUGGAGGAGAAGCAGCAAUUACUGCUGCUUGUGGAACUGCAUUUUCUGUUGCCAGUGAUAUUGGUGGUUCUAUUAGAAUGCCAGCUUUCUUCAAUGGAGUAUUUGGAUUUAAACCAACUGCAGGUUUAACACCACUAAAAGGUAUUGGACUUCGACAAGAAGAUUAUCCUAAUUCAAUGGCAGAAGUAGGUCCAAUAUGUAAGAAAGCAGAAGAUUUAAUACCUCUUUUAAAAGUUUUAAUUCAAGAUAAAAUAUCAUUACUUAAUCUUAAUGCAGAAGUAGAUAUAACACAACUUAAUAUUUUUUACCAAGAAAAUUCAGGUGAUAUAAGAGCAAGUAAAAUAAAUUAUGAAAUGAGAACAGCUCUAUUAAAAGUUGUGCAACAUUUUAAAGAAGUUAAUGGAUCUAUAACAAAAAUAAAAAUACCUGGUUCUGAAUAUAGUUAUCGGUUAUGGAGAUUUUGGAUGACACAAGAAAAUAUGGAUUUCAAAUUAAAUAUAACAAAUAGAAAGUAUCGUACAAGUGCUUUUACAGAAAUUUCAAAAUUGUUAACUGGAAAGUGUGAAUUAACGUUUGCUGCAAUUCUGAAAUUAAUUGAUGAAGAUUUAUUUCCUGUAGAAGAUCCUAAAUGGGCAAUGAAUGUUACUACAAAUAUGAAAAACUAUUUAAUGAGUAAAUUAGAACAUAAUGGGAUACUAUUUUAUCCAUCUUCACCUUAUUCAGCUGGAUAUCAUUAUACAGCUUUUUUAAGACCAUAUAAUUUUGGUUACUGGUGUCUUUUCAAUGUUUUGAAAUUUCCAGUUUGUCAAGUGCCUCUUGGUAUUGAUAAGAAUGGAUUACCUAUUGGGGUGCAGGUCGUAGCAGCUCCCUAUAAUGAUCAUCUAUGUUUGGCUGUAGCACGAGAAUUAGAGAAAGUAUUUGGUGGUUGGGUUCCACCAUCUUAAUUUAUUAUAAAAUUGAUGUUAAUUCAAUUUAAUAAUUUAUAUUAGUAAUUAUUAUCAGAUAUUAUUAAUAUAAGAUUUUUUUUUAUAUAUUGUUAUUAUGAUACAUUAUUAUAUUUGUUAAUAUAUAAAUAGAAUAAUAAUAAGUUAAUAGCAUAUUUUUAUUUUAUAACUUUAUAUAAAUAUAUAAGAUAUAAUAAAUAUUAUUCAAAAU
This is a messenger RNA of Apis dorsata (giant honeybee), 1991 nucleotides long. Its product is annotated as fatty-acid amide hydrolase 2-A-like. The transcript has 9 exons. The coding region runs from base 143 to 1780 and encodes 545 amino acids. Lineage: Eukaryota; Metazoa; Arthropoda; Insecta; Hymenoptera; Apidae. The record is from RefSeq and is a predicted model, not a curated record.